Molecule: messenger RNA, 896 nt
Organism: Anopheles bellator
Lineage: Eukaryota; Metazoa; Arthropoda; Insecta; Diptera; Culicidae
Product: zinc finger protein ZFP2-like
Exons: 3
Cellular component (GO): nucleus
Source: RefSeq, a predicted model, not a curated record
AAGUGUAAAGUCUGUGACAAAGCCUUCCAUUCAUCAACUGCCCUAAAGAUUCAUAUCCGCACUCACACCGGCGAAAGGCCAUACCAGUGUAAAAUCUGUGAGAAAUCCUUCUAUUCAUCAGGCACUCUGGCAGAACAUUCGAAAAUUCACAAUAAGGAGCAUCAGUGUCAUCAUUGUGCAGCAAUGUUCACAAAGUCAUAUGACCUAACGAUUCAUAUCCGCACUCACACCGGCGAAAAGCCAUACCAGUGUAAUGUUUGUGACAAAGCCUUCCAUUCAGCAACCCGUUUGAAAGUACACUCGAAAAUACACAACAAGGACCAACAGUAUCAGUGUCCGCAUUGUUCAUCAAUGUUCGCAAACUCAUCUAACCUACAGAAACAUAUCCGCACUCAUACCGGCGAAAAGCCCUACAAGUGCAAAGUCUGUGACAAAGCGUUCAAGCAAUCAAGCGAGCUACUAAAGAUUCAUAUCCGCACUCACACUGGCGAAAAGCCCUACAAGUGUAAAGUCUGUGACAAAGCGUUCAGCCAAUCAUGCAAUCUGGCAGGACAUUUGAAAAUUCACACGAAGGGUAAAACUCAUUAAUCAUUUCAUUUGUUCAUUCAAGUUUGGGUUAGAAUAAGUUUGAAUUUUGUAUCUUUGAAUACUAAAAUGUAUGAAUUCGACGAUAGCAGUUAGCGAAAGUUCACAAUCAGCAACGAUCAGCCCAAUAAAAUAUAUUUUCCAUAGAAACUGGGUUUUAAAUAGAAUAAAAAUCCUUUAAAGCAACGGCCCAAGAAGACUAUUCUGCUGUGCUCAUGACAUGAUCAGUUUAUCGGAUACGGAUACGGAUACAAGGCGUGUAUUCGUGUGUUAUCAUCGCACACACACUGAUACGUCCGCCGUGUUAUCGG